Molecule: messenger RNA, 917 nt
Organism: Triticum aestivum (bread wheat)
Lineage: Eukaryota; Viridiplantae; Streptophyta; Magnoliopsida; Poales; Poaceae
Exons: 1
Coding region: 233-691 (152 amino acids)
Source: RefSeq, a predicted model, not a curated record
GGAGGAGGUGGUUCCACACGCCAAGUUACCAGCGCAUAUACAAGUCCGCUCCACGCCUCGCCCGCCGGCUAAAAUCCAGCGUCCACGUCCAAAUCAACGGCCCUGGUCGAUCUCCCCUGCAACGUGCAGCCUCCUCCCCCCCUGCCAAGAAAGUGCAGCGCCCCCAGCUCGCCGGGAGACACAGAGCCUAUAAGAAUCCGCAACCGCAAGCACUCGAGGGAUCUCAGCGACCAUGGCGAUGAUCAACUGCUGCCACCAGCUCAAGCCUCCGUCUCCGCCCCUUCACCGCCAGCCGGCCGGCACCGGCUCACAGGCGCCCGCCCAUCUCCCUGCGCUGCGCCGGGCGUGCUUCGCGGCGGCAGCGUGCGUCGUGGCCGUCGGCGCGAUGGGCGCGGUCGACGGCGCGGCCAUGGCGCGGGGACCUGCCGACGGCGGCGCGGCGCACGGGGCGGCGCUGGUGCGCGCGCAGGCGCCCGCGCGGUGGAGCGACCGGAGGCAGUGCCCGCCGUGGCACGCCAACUCGCUGGAGAACGUCGUGCCGGAGAACCUGCCACGGCCGUCCGCGCGCCGGAGGUAUAACGGCGUCGUGGCCGCUGACAAGGUGGCUCCCGCGCCUGCGGCGUCGCCCGACGCCGUGCUGCCGUUCCUGGCGCUCCGCUCCGGCUCCGGCAUGGGCUGCUUCUCCCUCUAAAUUAAUCUAACUAGGUGGAGUAAGUUAAGUGGGUGAUUAGACUAGCAGAUUAAUUAGCUUAGCUUCUAGAAGAAAUAAGCUCGCAUAUUGAUGAGAGCUGGGAGUACAUACGAUACGACCAACAUAUUGUUUUAUCUGUGAUGAUGAUAUUCUUCUAUGUAUUUCAAUUCAUUGCUCCAAAAAUGAGCUAGUUAAUCAUUAUUUAUCUGGCUUAUUAUUGGCCGCA